This is a messenger RNA of Tripterygium wilfordii, 1491 nucleotides long. RefSeq names its product F-box/kelch-repeat protein At3g06240-like. NCBI's taxonomy places the organism in Eukaryota, Viridiplantae, Streptophyta, Magnoliopsida, Celastrales, Celastraceae. The transcript has 2 exons. Gene Ontology annotation, molecular function: protein binding. The coding region runs from base 124 to 1248 and encodes 374 amino acids. The record is from RefSeq and is a predicted model, not a curated record.
AGAUCCACGGACUCCAUUCUCGACUGCCUCUAAUUCAUUCAACUUUAGGGCUUCUACGGAAAAAUAGGGACCGUGCUCCGAGGGUUUCUUCAUCGCCACAGCAGUUGAGUUUCAGUGAGAAACAUGGCCGAGGAUGAAAUAACUGGGGCUGAAAACCAACUCUGCGAAGGACAAAAAGCGAAGCCCAAAUUUAAGUCGAAAAAAGAAGAAGAAGAAGAAGAGAUACCAUACCUUGCUGUUGAGUUGGUGAUAAACAUAUUAUUAAGAUUGCCUGCAAAUUUACUGGUGAGAUGCCGGCAAGUGUGCCGAUCCUGGUGUGAAGUAAUUGAUAGCCUUUCUUUUGCUCACAAACAUCAGGCUAGCUACCAUAUGGAAGAAUUUCGAGUUGUGUAUUAUGAGACCAGGUCACAUGAUAAAAAUUUGUAUCUGCUGAAUAUUGAUGAACCCAACUAUAGUUUCAGAAGAAUCAGAGUGCAUCCAAUGAUUGCAGAUUCACAUAUGUUGUGCUGGUUAGACUACAUUGGAUAUGGAUUGUUUUACGUUUUUUGCAACGGGCAAACCUUUCUCUAUAAUCCUAUUAGAGGACAAAUGUUAAUUCUGCCACUAACUCUUCUGUCUACAUCUUAUGGUUUGGGGUUUGAUAACGCAACAAAUACCUACAAACUUGUUAAUGUUCUCCUGCUGGAGGGAAAGUAUUGGAUUCAAGUUUACACAUUAGGCACAAGCUCGUGGCGACAAAUCUCAGCUGUUCCUCCUUGUGAAUUUGAUUGGCAUUUAGCCCCCGUGCCUGCAUAUGGAGAUGUACACUGGGGAAGUAAGAAUCUGAUAGUUUCUUUCGACCUUAAAAAGGAAGAAUUCAAGUCUACUCCUCUUCCUUACCGUGACCGGUUUCAGGAGACUCGGGACUAUAAAUUGUUUGAUUUUAGAGGAGCCCUGGCUGUAGUAUAUGAGUCAUACUCAUUUUCCUCAUACUCCGCGAUAUGGGUCUUGAAGGAUUACGACAACAACAGUAGGUGGGCGAAAGAUUACAAUAUAAGACCUGCAUUGAGUUCACGAUAUGUUCUCCAGGUUACUGCUUGGAAUGAUGGCAUGAUAAUUGGUAAAGGUGAAAAUUUGUUUUAUUAUGAUCCAAAGUCUGAUGGCCUGACCACUUUGGACAAUGAAGGUUUUCGAUAUGUUAAUGGCAGUGAGAUGAGAAAUUAUACUGGAAACCUGAUCUCUCUCAAGAAUUAUGGAGACUUGGCGUAGGUCCUCUAGGAGAUCAUUUUGUUCUGUGGAGAGCUAUAAUUUGGUACUGGUUUUAUUUUCAGAUUCAUAUCUUUUGUUGAUUUCCUAUCGGUUACUAGGGUAAUGAUUUGCUUAAGUUCAUGUGAGUUGCUAGUUGCUACAAGUUCAAGGAUAUGUAUAUCUAGCCCUCAUUUAGCAGGAAGGCUACUAAUUUCAGGACCUAUUUUGUUUGUAUGAAUGUCUAGUACUCUAUUUUGUUUUUAA